CUUUAGCUGCCUGUAUCAUGUUGAUCAACCACAAUUUUUCACACAAACUUAAUAAUCUCUGUGAAGUUCACGGAUUUAUUCGAAGUUAUGUUUAUUGUUUCUCCUAGCAUCUUCAAUGAACGCCAUUUCAAGGUCUUCUCAGUAGCGCAUCAAAUAAAAAGUUUUGGAAAUGUCAAUGCAGGAAUUCUCGGAUAAUUUAUCCACUUUGUCGUACAUGUCUCGACGUCGCAUUCCAACGUGGGUAUAUGAUCCUAAGAACAAAACUCUUUUCGGCCGCACAUGCUGCAGCUGGACUCUCUGUAUUUUGUUCUACUUGAUAUAUUAUGCUUGCCUGGCAACAUUCUUCACCUGUUUAUUAUGGUUGGUAUUGUAUUGCAACGCCCCAGAGAACCAGCCGGCUAGAACCGGAGCUCAGAGUUUACUAGAUUUCAAGCCAGGCCUUGGGUUCCGUCCACUAUUAAAUGUUCAAAAAUCUCUCAUUCGUUAUUCUUCUGGCGAUCCCCAAACCUAUCUACCAUACACUCAGAACAUAGACGCGUAUUUAGAUACGUAUAAUCAGGUUAACGCGAAGCCCGAUAGUCAAUUUGCCAGUUGUAAAGGCAAGGAAGGAGAAACAAAAGAUGUGGAUAAGGUUUGCAAAUUCCCUCUUGAGAGUUUGGGACCUUGUAACACUUCAAAUAAUUACGGUUACGAUAGUGGAACACCUUGCGUUCUUCUUAAAGUAAAUAAGGUGUUUGGAUGGAUGCCGUCUAUUGAAAAACCAUCUCAAUCAAAUGAUAUCUUGGUUAGUUGUUCUGGACAAAAUUCUGCAGACGAGGAAAAUAUUGGUCCAUUGACUUAUUAUCCUUCUAAAUCUGUUGGUGGAAAACGAUAAAAAAAACCCAAAUAUCCAUAAUUUUCAUUACAAGCAAUUCAGUUUUUAUGUAACUUACUUUUGACAACAGUCGAGUAAAUUAAAUGGGUCACAAUCACUCAAUAUAUUCGUCUUUAAAGGUUCAAACCACUCAUUUCAUUAUACUAUUUACUUUCAGGUUACAAUUCAUCUACUCUACUUUACUUAAUAUAAAAAAGUAAAAUAAAAUCCUCUUACUUUCGUUAUAAUGAAAAAUACAACAGGCGAAAAAAAGCCGUCAGAAAAGUCCACAAAUGAUUUAAUAACUUUAACCAAUCAAUAGGUUUACAAUCACCAUGGUGUUUACAAACAAACUAGGAGUAGCAUUCACUAGUAAAUUAUCGAAUAAUCAAUUUUAGAAAAAAUUUUUCUAACCUCACUUCUAUACUCCUAUAUUAUCGUGAUACUAGCCUGUUUAUAGUUUGUAUAUUAAAUGUUUUGACCGAAAAAUAACUUCUCCAAAUUGUUUUUGUUACUAUUAUUUUUUCGUUAUCUUUUUUUCUCUGUUCUUUAGUGGGGUAUUCAGUAGUGCUUAUUAUCCAUAUCUUGGACAAGCGGGUUAUCUUGGCCCAUUAGUUGCUGUGGAAUUUAAAGCACCUAAAAAAAGCGUCGCUAUUUUGGUUAAAUGUGCAAUUUCCAAUGUUCAAAAUGCCAAUAAAGAUGAAUUGAAUUUUGAAAUAAUGGUUGAUUAGAAACUAUCACUGACAAUGAUAUCAAUAAUUAGUCUCUAUAUAGUUACAGAAAUGGACAACCCUAAUCACUUCCCAUGAUCAUGUUCUUAAGUUGUUAGUCAUUUAGCUACUGAACAACAUUUAAGUAGUUUAACAUUGAAGAAUCAAUGGUUGGUUCCGACACCAAAUGCAUUGGUUAAAACAAGAUUAAAUUGAAGAAUUGAUGAUAAAAUACACUGAAAGUUGAACUGAGGAGGCUUUUCAGUGUAUUUUAUUAUCAAUUCUUCAAUUUAAUCUUGUUUUAACCAAUGCAUUUGGUGUCGGAACCAACCAUUGAUUCUUCAAUGUUAAACUACUUAAAUGUUGUUCAGUAGCUAAAUGACUAACAACUUAAGAACAUGAUCAUGGGAAGUGAUUAGGAUUGUCCAUUUCUAUAACUAUAUAACUACUUAUACUUAAUCACUAUAGAAUAUUGUUAACAUGAAACUUUGUUUUUGUUUUUGGGGAAGUUAAUUUUCGGUUCAAUCGAACAAUAGAAAUACAUUAUGAAAGUUAAAUAAAAAUUUGCUCUUAUAUUUUGUAGUUAAAAAACUCGAUACAGAAACAUUAGAUUUGUAUCUAUUUAGAAUAAUUUAUCUUAAUUGUUUUGAAAAAGAACUAAAUAACUUUUAUUGUUUCCAUAUUUGAAUCUAAUCUAAUUGAUGUUGUCUAAAUCAUUUCUAUGUAAUUUAUUGUUACCAUUAUUAUUCUAUUAAUAAAGAUAAAUUUAGAUAG
Molecule: messenger RNA, 2337 nt
Organism: Schistosoma bovis
Lineage: Eukaryota; Metazoa; Platyhelminthes; Trematoda; Strigeidida; Schistosomatidae
Source: the annotation of a GenBank genome assembly